Thelazia callipaeda (thelaziosis nematode) is the source of this 1548-nucleotide messenger RNA. The record is from the annotation of a GenBank genome assembly. Lineage: Eukaryota; Metazoa; Nematoda; Chromadorea; Rhabditida; Thelaziidae.
AUGUAUUUGCAAAUGUCAGCGCUGAUAAUAACUGCAGCAACCUUAAAAGCAUUCACAGUAUUGCCUUAUAUGCAAAUUGACUUUAUUCAUUACUUACGAUUAGCACAAUGUGAUGCAAAAUGUGCUGAAAAGGUGGUAAUUAAAUAUUCAUAUAUUAUUUCAGAAGACUGUGUAAUUGGUUGUAAUCGACAACAAAAAACAACACUACGACAAAAAAAUUUAACUGAAAAUGUGUUACGUACAGGAAUGCAGUUUUGGAGAGAUACAAAUGCUUAUGCAAAUCUACUAGAUCAGUCGCCAAUAGAUCGCGCUCGAUUAGGAUGUUUUGAUACAUGGCAAGAAUACAGUGAUAUAGAAGCCAGCGCAGAAGGAUUAAUAUUUGUAGAGUUAAAAAACAUGCCAAGGACACCAAUUCGAUAUAUUGUGCAAUGGAAAGCAAAAAGUUUUGGCGGUACUUCGAAUAAUAAUAAACAUUGGAUUACUGCUUCAAUCGAGUCUGAGCCAAUUAUCAAAGUUGAUGGUAUGUUAGCAUCAUUACAAUAUAAAUUCCUGAUAACAGCUGUUGAUCCCAGUGGACGUCUAGGUUCUGGAGUAACUACUGACUGGAUAAAAUUAUCUAAAUUUGAAGAUGAAUUUCACGUUCCUGCAUAUUUUGUAGCUCAACCGAUAUUGAUAACAACACAUUACAAUACUGAUUAUGGUUUACAUGCUAUUGUCGAAUUAUCACAACUAUUUUAUCAUUCUAAUCUAAAUUCACCAGACGAUGGAAAACCUAAGAAUUGUCAUUACAGUAUGCUUGUAAAAAACGAAACUUGGCAUCAAGCAGUGGAUUUUACAUUAGAUUUUGGACACGGUAUUUUACUGAUGAAUUUGCAAUUUUCAAGUGAAUAUUCGAUAAUACUUGAAGCAUUACAGUUAGUAGACUUUAAUGCUCAAGCUAAUAUAGCAAAUGCAAAUAGUUCGAAUCGCAUAAUUCAAGAAAAGUUCAUAACCCCAACUUGCAAUGAAAUAUUUGGUUCAGGAAGUCUAAAAUGUGAUCCUGAACCGGUAAAAAAUUUAAACGCGACAGUGCAACUCAAUGGUACUGUAAAUAUACAGUGGGUACCAUCAAGCAAUUCUAAUACCAUACUUUUUUAUCACUUGCUUUAUUACUCAACAGAAAAUAGCAGUGAUUGUGAUAAUAAUACACCAGGCUUAUAUAUCAGUGCGGUCAGUUGCUGUUUGACAAAUUAUGCAAAUUUUAUUCUUAAUUUAAGAAAAACAACAAUACAACUGAAAAAGCAAACCAAUUGCGAAUAUUUGAUUAAAUUGAUCAAUUACGAUUUGAUCGGACGUGAUGCUUCUGCUGAAGUUAUUGUUCAGAUGCAAACGAUACAUCCCUUAACCUCAGUGUUAUUAAUAAUUUUAGCAUGUUCUGUAAUAUUAUUAAUAAUUUUGAUCAUUCUGUUAAACUAUUUUGUGCAUAUGUAUUGUUGUAAAAAUUCUAACUCUCAACAGCUGCAUUUUUUAUUAAGUUCGGGUCAAAAAUAUGUUGUUACACUUUGUUAA